AUGACCACCAACCGGCCCUUCUUCUCGAAUUUCCUUGCAGCGUUUCGUGCCCAGUCGGCCAUCCAGAAGGCCGCUACAUCGCCUUCUCAAUCCACAUCCCAUGCCUCCUCAUCCGCAACACGCACAAUAACAACCAAGGCUGGGCCGUCUUCGGCGGGCUCCACGGCUGCAGCUGUGCAAGCAACUGGCCAGUUUCAGCCAACACGGCAGCACACUGCUCCUUACCACCGAUCGACAUCGCCCACGGCAAAGGCAUUCCCAAUACCUGGUGCUUCGCGAAAAAAUCGAAGAGGCUCGGACAGCUCAUCAGAAGGAUUCCGCGAGGUCAUAGGAUCAGAGAAGUGGUAUAUUGGUGGUCGUACCGCCACUGGAGAAGAGAAGUUUUACAAGCUGGGUAUGGUGAAAAGACAACGAAGCGUAGACCGACUCAGCCUUGAUAGGCUCAGUAUAUAA
Molecule: messenger RNA, 453 nt
Organism: Lindgomyces ingoldianus
Lineage: Eukaryota; Fungi; Ascomycota; Dothideomycetes; Pleosporales; Lindgomycetaceae
Exons: 1
Coding region: 1-453 (150 amino acids)
Source: RefSeq, a predicted model, not a curated record